This is a messenger RNA of Paramisgurnus dabryanus, 3872 nucleotides long. RefSeq names its product spermine oxidase. Lineage: Eukaryota; Metazoa; Chordata; Actinopteri; Cypriniformes; Cobitidae. The record is from RefSeq and is a predicted model, not a curated record. Gene Ontology annotation, molecular function: polyamine oxidase activity.
GAUAGAUAGAUAGAUAGAUAGAUAGAUAGAUAGAUAGAUAGAUAGAUAGAUAGAUAGAUAGAUAGAUAGAUGGUUUUAUUUUGAAAAGCACGUACUUCCGGUAGUGUGAUGUCGUCUUUCGCUGCAAACUUCACACUGUUGCUAGUGCAGAAAGAAAACAGAAUCAGAGGAAUAAAUGAGGAGGAUGAAAAGUGCCAGCACGUGAAUCUCUAUGUUUGUGUUAAACAAUUAAGACCAAAUGCUCGCGUGUUAGAAGUGAACGGCUUUUCUGGAUAAACGGCACAAUAACGUUUACAUUUCUCCACAGUUUUAAUUCGUUUAAGAUCUACGUUGAAUACAAAACCUUUCGUCUCUAUUUAAAAUAGUUAGACGUGUAAAGUUAUUAUCAUGAUGAAUAAGUAUUAAUUAUGUGAUUUGGCUUGUUGUUAAUAAUUGUAGAGACGCUUCUAAUAAUGUGUUGGACCGUUUUGCCCUUCCAAAUAUGGCGGCACCGGUGAUCCACAAAUUGGUGGUAAAUGCGGUGUUUACCAAGUCACAAAGUUGCAGUUUGUUUGUAGGUUACGUCUGGUAUAACAUUGCGUCCAAGAAUUACACAAAUAUAUUAAAGGAUUUAUAUAUAGCAUAGGUUUUAAUUGGUUAUAUUUAGUAAAAAAUUGUCUUCAUAUAUUUUUUUUCAGGAACGAGAAAGAAAGGUUUAUAUUUGCCACAUUUGCAUUUAUGAAUUUAAAAUGAUGCAUAAAUUAAAAUGAAAUUAAUAAAAUAUGUGUUCCCUUUAUUGGAGGGGACCUUUGUUAAAACAAACAAAACAUUUUCUAAACAUAAAGAAAAAGUGGGGUAUAUAUAUAAUCUAGACAAAUUUUUCUAUGGGUUUCUUAAAUAAAAUAAAAAGAGUGAUGCCAAAAACAAUUAAAACACUGCUGUCUACUAAAGUCAAUUGAACUGACGUCAUGAGAGAAACAAGUGUGUUCAUGUAGUUUUUAAGAUUGCAAGAUUUGCACACAAUAACAGCAACCUCUAAAGAAAAGUGGGGGAAGCUCAUUCUGGAUAUCAUCAAAUUUCAAACUUCCUCUUCUAUUGGAUGUUCUGUGAUCACCUUAUAUUGUUAAAUAAUAUAUAUAUGGACUACAAAGGUCAAUGGCAUCAGGUAUGGGAGGUAUUUAAGCGUUGCCUUGACACAUCUUUAUGUGAAGAUAGCAAAGCAGGAGUGGUUUUAUCACCUGUACUUACAGUAGCUCUUUAUUGAUGUACAAGGGUUGCCAUUUGCUCCUUGGCUUAUAGUCUGUGUCUAGAUCACUUUUACAAACCUCUACAUUUAAUCUCUGUUAAAACAGGCAAGCACAGCAGAAGAAAUGAGUGCCUGUGCAGGACCAAAAAGUGUCAGAGUUGUGGUGGUAGGUUCGGGUUUUGCAGGUUUGGCUGCAGCAUCCACAUUGGUUAAGGCAGGAUUUGAAAAUGUCCUGGUGCUUGAGGCGAAAGAAAGAAUCGGAGGUCGGGUGCACACAGCUAAGCCGUUCACAGAGAAUGUCCUCGAAAUCGGUGCUAACUGGAUUCACGGACAGAAAGGAAACCCUCUUUUCCAGAUCGCAAAAGAAGAGAACCUGCUGUCAGAGGGACCAUCAGCAAGUGUAAACAUGUGCCUGCCGCAUUCGGUAACCCCCCGAGAUUACUUUUUUAGAGAAGAUGGAAAGCAGAUCACAACAAAGGUUGUAGAUCAGGUGUGUUCGCACUUUAGCAAGCUCACCGACAAAGCUUUUGAUGAUGAACUUGAGCGCAAUUACAGAAAACUCUCUCUGGGCGGUUAUCUGGAUGAAGCCUUUGAAGAAUCACCUUUGGCGGCGACAGACGAUGGCAAAAAAGUGUUUGAAUGGUGCAAGAGGAUUGAAUGCACAGAUGAAGCUUGCUCUUCUCUCUACGAGGUGUCUGCAUCUCAGAUUAGUAAUUACACUGAACUAGAAGGAGGUUUCUUUAACACUUUAGGACCAGGUGGCUAUCGAGCAAUCUUAGGUGUUCUCCUUAGAAACCUGCCAGCAGAAACGAUUAAGUGUAAUGCACAGGUAAAGACCAUCCGGUGGGAUUUGAUUAAGAAAGGACAAAAAGAAGAAUCAAGAUAUCCCGUUCAGAUCGUCUGUGAAAAUGGACAAAGCUUUGAGGCGGACCAUGUGAUUGUCACUGUAUCCUUGGGGGCUCUCAAAGACAAAGCAACGACAAUGUUUGAGCCGUCCUUACCAAAAAACAAGCUGAAUGCCAUUGAGAACCUCGGCUUUGGGAUAGUAGACAAAAUUGUCUUGUAUUUUGAGAAGAAGUUUUGGCCGGAGGACUGUGCUGGGGUUCAGUUGGUGUGGAAUGAGGGGCCAGAAGAUAAAGAAGCUUACAAAGCUUUAUCUGAAGGAGAAACCUGGAAGACGACGUGGUACAAGAAGAUCACCGGUUUUGAUACAGUGGCACGUCACCCCACAGCUCUCUUAGGCUGGAUCACAGGUAGAGAAGCACUGUAUAUGGAGACGCUUCCCGACAGUGAAAUUGCUGCUAUCUGUGUAAGGUUGCUGAGGUCUUUCACAGGCUGGUCGGUGCCAGACGUCUCAAAUACGUUAAUUACCAGAUGGGGUACUGAUUCCCAUGUCCAUGGCUCCUAUACAUUUGUUCCUCAAGGUGUUGAUGGAGUGAAAGAACAUAAGGCUUUGGCAUCCCCUCUUCCCCCUAAAGAUAAAGGCAGGGGAAGAAAGCACCUCCAGGUGUUGUUUGCUGGUGAAGCUACACAUGUGAACUUCUACACCACGACCCAUGGAGCUUACCUCACAGGUGUCAGAGAAGCACAAAGACUCAUCAGCCAUUACAAAUGAACAGCACCAUCCUAUAGAGAACAUAGACUUUGGUAUCAUAAAGAUAACAUUUUAUAAGUGUGUGUUUAUUCAGACUGCUGUAUUACAGUAUGCUGUGUUAAUUGUUAAACAGCUACGUGUUGGCAUGGAUUACUGAUGAAGAAAAAAAUAUAUGUAUGUAUAUAAUAUAUACAAUAAUUAAAAGAUGAUUACAAUUUUAUUAAGUUGUGUUAAUGUCCAGGGGCCCGUUCUUCGUACGUCGCUAACUCAGUUAGCUGGAUUCGAUUGUUGAUGAUUUGGCAUGAUCUUGGAUUAUUUGGUUCUUCGAAGCUCAUUCUAAACUUGCUGUCAUAGCAACAGGUCCGUAAGCUCAAACCUGCUCGGGAGCAGGCUUAUUUCAUGUAAACACGAUUAGUUUGUACCUUUUUAAGCGGAUGUGAUACGGAAAGUCUGACGCAGUCGCGUAUUCUUUAUUAUACGAGCGCAAUCUGCGUAAGAUGCAUGAUUAAUAUAAAGAGCUUUUCAAAUUCAACACGUAAUAAAAAAAGAAUAUAUUAAUUAAAUCUUUUAGCGAUGUUAUUUAAAAAAUAUAUAAUAUAACAAAUAUAUUUUUUCUGUACUUGUGCGACUUGUUUUUGUGUAACAGGUGUUUGAUUAUUAUUCUUAAACGAAUGACAUGCUGAUAACAUUCAUUUUAAAUUUGUUUGAAUUUUCCUUAAUAAAAACAGCAAUCAAUCAUACCCAGCACUAAUAGAUUUUAUGUACAAUAAAGAAUAUUACUCAGUGUGAAAUAAUUUUCAUUUGAAUAAACUAAUCUCCUAUUUUAGUUGUGUCUUUAGAUUGUCAAGUAGCUGUCAUGCAUGAAAGGGUUUUCGUUUAGUAAUUUCUAUCUGUUCUAUCUUUAAAACGUUGUCUACAAAUAUGUUACCCUGUCCCUGUUCUGUGACAAAAAUGACCAAAAUAACCAAAUAAGUUUUUUGCACAUAUUUUCACAUAUCUUUAUCUUCUUUACUACACUUUUCUGUGCAGACUCAGCAGAUGCAGGACUUUCAG